This is a messenger RNA of Linum trigynum, 2474 nucleotides long. Lineage: Eukaryota; Viridiplantae; Streptophyta; Magnoliopsida; Malpighiales; Linaceae. The record is from the annotation of a GenBank genome assembly.
AUCUUACCUUACCCAACGAGCAGAAGUGGGUGACUCCCUUUCCCCGACUUGAGCUGUGACAGCUCGUUCAACGGGAGGCGGAGCCGCGAAGGAGCAGGGGGAGGGCGGGAAAGUCGACCAUCGAACGGUGGCGGAGCAGAGGAGCAGGGAGAGCCGGAGAGGGCGUGGCCGGUAAUGGAGUCGGAGAGGCGGAGCCAUAGCAAAGGAAGAGCAGGGUGAGGGCGCGGGAUGGAAAUCAGGUGUAACGGGCGGUGGUUGUCGGGAAUGGAGGCGGAAACACCGUCGUUGAGUAGAGAAUGGAAAUCGGGACUCCAGAGAGGGUUUCGGUGGUGGCGGGGCGGCCGUCGGAUUGGAAUCGGGAGUAGGGACGGGAGGUGGAGACUGGAGAACUGGGGUAAUUUGUGUGAUCGUGUCUCUAGGGAAGAGGAGUCGCGAGUCAGAGAGGAAGGGGAGUCGCGACUCGCGAGUCAGAGAGGAAGAGAAGUCAGAUUGGCGGCGGGGUUUUUGUGAUUGUGUCUCUGGGGAGUGGCGGGGACUGGGAUAAUUUAGGUUUAGGAAUUAUGAUGUAUGUCCCGUUAUCCACGGGUCGGGUUCCCCCAAAACCGAACCCGCCCCAACCCUCCCAAACAGCCACCGGGUUUAAACCCGAACCCGACCCAAACUCGGUCAACGCGGGUUUUAUCUGGUUUGACCGGGUUGGGUCGGGUCGGGUACCCGUGGGUCCGGGUUGAACUGCCAACCCUAAAGGGGGUGAGCAUCAUACCACCACCCCCAGGACGUGGCAAGGGAGAGUAUUUUUUUUUUGCCAUUUUUAAUUCAUGUGAUUUAAAUACUCACCCAUAUGUGGUACGUGGUAUUCCUUCUUGCCUUAGCCAUUUUUACUCUAUGGAUAAGCAAAACUACGAAGGAAAUGCCAAGAGCAUAGAUUGAGGUCUUAAGAGGAGGGGGUCAAGACUGAAGAGGAUCCCACUUUCAACAUCAGGGUAACCGUCAUAGCAGUUGAGAGGGUAACCGUCACUCCACAUCAACAGAGCAGUUUCUUGGGGCAGUUACUUCUGAUGGCUAUAAAUAGCAGGUGAAGAUGACAGAGAAGGGGUUCGCAAAAAUCACAACUCGACACCACUUGUCAAGUUUUAUCUUUUUCUCUUUUCCUCUGCAGAUUUUAGCCAUAGUCGUAGUUUUUGGAGCUCUCACUGAACCUCCAUAGGAGUAGGGCUAAUUUAAUGUACAUUUUCCUCGUAGUUAAUCAAAACAUUGAACAUCCUUGUUUGAACUUUGUUCAAAGAGGUGUGAAUUGUGUUGUUUGAUCGUUUGUUUGGUAGUCAAAGGUGCAAAAUCCAAUUCUAUUCAUCUAGAUUUUCUCGCCGGUAAAUUACACAUGUUUGAUAGACCAUUAAUUACACAUGUUUUUACCCCUAUUCUUGAGCCAUUUGAGACGUUGAUUCUCGUGUUUUAAGCCGAUUUCACGCUAGGUUGUGCGUUUAUGUCUUUUCAGGGCUUAGCGUUGGCAUCGAGGCGAAGGAACGAGUUUCGGGUCGAAAGGAGCAUGUGAGGUUUGAAGUGUGCUGGAGAGCAAAAAUACCCGGCCAUGAGCAGAAAUACCCGGCCGGGUAUUAUUUGGCGAUGACCGGGGAUUUGAUGCUUCGGGCGUCUUUGAGAAGCAGAAGGGGGCAAAAAUCCCCGGUCGGGGAUUCUUGGCCAUGACCCGGGAUUUCCCCCUGUAACCCGACGGUGCGUUUUGAACAUACCCGGUCGCCACCCAAAAUACCCGACCGGGUAUUUGGGCCGGGGAUCGCGAGAGACAACUUCUUAAGGGAAAAGAAGGCCAAAGGUGAAGGGUUCGGAGUUUUGGAGAAAGAAAGCGAUUCCUAGAGACAGAAAGUGACGAACCAGAGUUCCCAAGUGCCCUAGCUUGAUCUUCAUCACCAUUGGAGCUCGGCUCACACUUGGAGAAGUGCCGAUUGACGACCAGGAGCAGAAACCCAUCCUUCACAGCAUGAUUUCUGCAUGUGAGCUUGCUUUUGCUUCUCUCUCCAUGGAGUAACUUCCUCAUUCAUCUGGGUAUGGAGAACCCUAGAUUUGUAUGUUAGGUCUGAUUGUAUGAACCCAAGUACAGAUUCUAUGAUUUGAUUAUAUUCAAUUGAGGUUUGAAUUGUUGAAUGGCAUGAAUCCUGAUCAAAUUCCUAUUAUUUCUGCUUUGACCUAGAAAGAGAAUAUCUACCUAGGUUGAUAGAGUACCCUUAAUUGAAGGUGGUGAAUUGGCGACUUUAGUCGAGGAGCCAAUUCACUAUUCUAUACCGGAGUUACUUCGGUAGUGGAGGUUUUGUUCGUUAGGGCCUCAAUCUGUUUACUCCGGUGGAGGUUAGUCGCCCGCUGGAGACUCAGAUUGAGAGGGUCUGGAGACCUUUAGUCGAGACUUCAGACUGUUUAAGAACCUCCCGCAGUGUAACUAUCAUUAAAACUGAACUUGGUAA